Messenger RNA from Symbiodinium natans, 666 nucleotides. Lineage: Eukaryota; Dinophyceae; Suessiales; Symbiodiniaceae. The record is from the annotation of a GenBank genome assembly.
AUGCCGAUCACUGCAGCCGAGCUCACAUCCAAGGCCAUGGUAAAUUGCCCCGAAGAUCUCCCCGCUCAAACAGGGGCCUUACAGGUGCAGUCGGUUUUCGCGAAAAACGCUUGCAGGGGAUUACUGUACCCAAAAAGCACUUCGAAUGUGUUGAGACUUGAGAAAUCUACGUACACUUGGAGUACGUGGAAUGUGACGACCCCUGUCUUUCAAGUCUGCAAGCUGCCCAGCAUGUCAUGUUUGGAGUUGAUAUCGCUGGAGGCUGCCAUGCUGAACAGUGUCGAGCCCCUUGGCUUGAGCACCACUGGACCACAGGUUUACUCAAGGCAGAUGAGCGAAGAUCUGGACCUGAUAUUCCUCUGCUGCAGGCUGUUCGGAUAUGAAGCUAUAGGUCACCUUUGCCUUCAUUUGGAGUGCGAUGCAGCAAAAGUUGCCGGUGCCCUGGGGCUCAGCCUCCAGCGGCUCAAUGCCGCUCCGCCGCGUGACCUGGAGGACCUUUGUGCCACUUUGCUCACCAGCCGCAUCAGACUUGAAACGUUUGGAUUUUUUUUUGGCUUCUGGGCAUUCCCACGAGACUCGCAGGACUUUGCCCACAAGGCAGCCAAAGAGUCCUCUGAUCAGCUCCUGUCAGAUGCAAAGAUCAAAUAUGUGCACGAAUCCCGCUAG